GGGGAGGGGAAGGAGGAGAAAGAGCGAGGACGCGCGUGCGCACUGGCGCGGGGAGGAGCGGGGGACCUGGCAGCGGGCAAGAAGGCUGCGAGCGAGCCGCGAACCCGGCGGGCGCAGGGCGGCGAGCGCGCGCACCAUGGGGGAAAAACCUGGGACCAGGGUCUUCAAGAAGUCGAGCCCUAACUGCAAGCUCACCGUGUACUUGGGCAAGCGCGACUUUGUAGAUCACCUGGACAAGGUGGAUCCUGUGGAUGGUGUGGUGCUUGUGGAUCCUGACUACUUGAAGGACCGCAAAGUGUUUGUGACCCUCACCUGCGCCUUCCGCUAUGGCCGAGAAGACCUGGAUGUACUGGGCCUGUCUUUCCGCAAAGAUCUGUUCAUCGCUACGUACCAAGCCUUCCCCCCCAUGCCCAACCCACCCCGGCCCCCCACCCGGCUACAGGACCGACUGCUGAAGAAGCUGGGCCAGCAUGCCCAUCCCUUUUUCUUCACAAUACCCCAGAAUUUACCCUGCUCCGUCACCCUGCAACCAGGACCAGAGGACACAGGGAAGGCCUGCGGAGUCGACUUUGAGAUCCGUGCCUUUUGUGCCAAAUCACUGGAAGAAAAAAGCCACAAAAGGAAUUCUGUGCGGCUCAUCAUCAGAAAGGUGCAGUUCGCUCCAGAGACGCCCGGCCCCCAGCCCUCAGCUGAAACCACACGCCACUUCCUCAUGUCUGACAGGAGGUCCCUGCACCUAGAGGCUUCCCUGGACAAAGAGCUGUACUACCACGGAGAGCCACUCAAUGUCAACGUCCAUGUCACCAACAACUCCGCCAAGACUGUCAAGAAGAUCAGAGUCUCUGUGAGACAGUAUGCCGACAUUUGCCUCUUCAGCACCGCGCAGUACAAGUGCCCUGUGGCUCAGCUUGAGCAAGAUGACCAGGUGUCUCCCAGUUCCACAUUCUGCAAGGUGUACACCAUCACCCCGCUGCUCAGUGACAACCGGGAGAAGCGAGGCCUCGCCCUGGACGGGCAGCUCAAGCAUGAAGACACCAACUUGGCUUCCAGCACCAUAGUGAAGGAGGGAGCCAACAAGGAGGUACUGGGGAUCCUGGUGUCCUACAGAGUGAAGGUGAAGCUGGUGGUGUCUCGAGGCGGGGAUGUCUCCGUGGAGCUGCCUUUUGUUCUCAUGCACCCCAAGCCCCAUGACCAUAUCACCCUUCCCAGACCCCAGUCAGUGCCCCGGGAAACAGAUGUCCCCGUGGAUACUAACCUCAUCGAGUUUGAUACCAACUACGCCACAGACGAUGACAUUGUGUUCGAGGACUUUGCCCGGCUUCGGCUGAAGGGGAUGAAGGAUGACGACUGUGAUGAGCAAUUCUGCUAGGAAAAGGGGCUGGGAGAGGCAGUGGCAGGACCAAGGCCCCACUGGCAGCCUCUCCUCCGCCCCCAUCCACCCAGGAUUCGCACUGGACCCAUGACUUGUUGAAAGCGGGCAUUAAUCUUCUGCCUUUGGCGCUGCUGCCCUGGCCCUGUCCCCUAGGGUGGCAGGCUGUGUGCACACCUAAAGUUUUGGGAAGGAAACACUGAAAAUAAGGAGUAAUCGUAGAGAAAAGUAGUAGAAAGAACUCCCACAUUUCGCCUCGUAUCAACCCGCCCCCCAAGUCACCACUUCUGCCUCCCAGUCCUUGAAGAUGAGACUUUGCCGGGGGAGAGGGCGAGGCCGUUUCUUUGUUUCUGAGCACAGGGAAGAAAUAAACCUUUGAAUAGGC
Arvicola amphibius (Eurasian water vole) is the source of this 1754-nucleotide messenger RNA. RefSeq names its product arrestin beta 2 (gene Arrb2). Gene Ontology annotation, cellular component: cytoplasm. The record is from RefSeq and is a predicted model, not a curated record. The transcript has 15 exons. Gene Ontology annotation, molecular function: angiotensin receptor binding. Lineage: Eukaryota; Metazoa; Chordata; Mammalia; Rodentia; Cricetidae. The coding region runs from base 137 to 1369 and encodes 410 amino acids. Gene Ontology annotation, biological process: positive regulation of ERK1 and ERK2 cascade; G protein-coupled receptor internalization; signal transduction.